Molecule: messenger RNA, 192 nt
Organism: Penicillium paradoxum
Lineage: Eukaryota; Fungi; Ascomycota; Eurotiomycetes; Eurotiales; Aspergillaceae
Exons: 1
Coding region: 1-192 (63 amino acids)
Source: RefSeq, a predicted model, not a curated record
AUGGCCACUAUCUGCCCGGCUGAAUUUCCCGAUUUCAAAGUCAUAGGCCGCCAGAACGGGGCUAAGGAAGAGCUCGAUGGGCGCGAGUUUCUCACGCAUAGUCCUCCAGACCUCCCUCCCCGCCAUCGCAUCCUAGCUCUACUUGGCACGACCGACAUAGAAGAUCAAGCUAGCCCAAAUGAAGAUGGGUAG